AUGAUGUUGAAGUCCGUUGCUUCCAGAGUGAUCGCUCGAAACGCUUGCUAUGGUGGACGACACACUGUCACUCUUAUUCCUGGCGACGGAAUCGGUCCUGAAAUGUGUGGGGAAGUUACUAAAACUAUUGAAAUGCUCGGAGCUCCCGUCGACUUCGAGACUGUUCAACUUGAAGGCACCUCUGAACUUACCGAGGCGAUGAACUCUAUUACCAGAAACAAAGUCUGCAUGAAGGGAAACGUCGUUACUCAGUGGCCAGUCUACACUUCUCGAAACCUUCAGCUUCGACACGACUUGGACUUGUACGCCAACGUCGUCCACGCUCAGUCAUUCUCAUCUCUCGACACCCGACACAAGAACCUCGAUGUUGUCUGCAUCCGAGAGAAUACCGAAGGAGAGUACUCUGCUAUGUCUCACGAAGCCAUUCCCGGCCUUGUCGAGUCCCUGAAGGUUUGCACCCGAACUGCUACUGAGCGAAUUGCCCGCUUCGCUUUCAACUACGCCGAUCAGUGGGGCCGAAAGAAGGUCACAUGCGUACACAAAGCUAACAUCAUGAAGAAGGGAGAUGGUCUUUUCCGAAAAGUCUGCGCUGAAGUCGCUCUCGAAUACCCUCACAUUGAGUACGACGAUAUCAUUGUUGAUAACUGCACGAUGCAGCUCGUCUCUCGACCAGAACAGUUUGACGUUAUGGUCAUGCCCAACUUGUACGGAAACAUUAUUUCCAACAUGCUCUGCGGUCUUGUUGGCGGCCCUGGCUUGGUUAGCGGAGGAAACUUCAACGAUACCAACGGAAUGGCUGUCUUCGAGCAAGCUACCCGAAACGCCGGACGAAAGAUUGCAGGAAAGAACAUGGCGAACCCCACUGCUUACUUGGUCGCUACUUCCAAGGACUGUAAUUACGCACAUGGAGCGAAUGCACAUUUUCGAACAUACUGGUUGUAA
Messenger RNA from Oikopleura dioica, 942 nucleotides. NCBI's taxonomy places the organism in Eukaryota, Metazoa, Chordata, Appendicularia, Copelata, Oikopleuridae. The record is from the annotation of a GenBank genome assembly.